Aspergillus oryzae RIB40 is the source of this 1296-nucleotide messenger RNA. RefSeq names its product glycoside hydrolase family 71 protein. Lineage: Eukaryota; Fungi; Ascomycota; Eurotiomycetes; Eurotiales; Aspergillaceae. Gene Ontology annotation, biological process: mating projection tip cell wall disassembly. The transcript has 4 exons. The record is from RefSeq and is a predicted model, not a curated record. Bases 1 to 1296 code for a protein of 431 amino acids. Gene Ontology annotation, molecular function: glucan endo-1,3-alpha-glucosidase activity.
AUGAUUUGGAAAGCUCUAUAUGUCAUUGCGGCCCUGCUGACAAAGGUCUGGGGUCUUCCCAGCUCCACUGAGGUGGAUCCUCGUCAACAGCAAAGCAAGUAUGUCUUUGCUCACUUCAUGGUUGGCAUCGUAAAGCCCUAUCAGCUAUCCGACUGGAUCGCCGACAUGACCGCAGCUCAAGCAAUCGGCAUCGAUGCAUUCGCCCUUAACUGCGCCAGUAUAGACAGCUACACACCGACUCAGCUAGCUCUAGCUUACCAGGCGGCCAAGCAGGUCAACUUCAAAGUCUUCAUCUCUUUUGACUUUGCCUACUGGAGUAACGGAGAUACCGAGAAAAUCACUGCUUACAUGAGAGAAUACGCCGCCCAUCCCGCGCAGAUGCAGUAUAACGGAGCUGCGAUCGUAAGUACAUUUGUUGGAGACAGCUUCAACUGGGGCCCGGUAAAGCAAGGAACGUCACAUCCUAUCUGGGCUCUGCCUAACCUUCAGGACCCAGCAGAGGCGACGAGCGGUGCUUCUCGGGCCAUUGACGGCGCCUUCUCCUGGUAUGCAUGGCCUACCGAUGGGGGAAACAGCAUCAUACCCGGACCGAUGACCACUAUCUGGGAUGAGAGGUUCGUUAAAGCUCUGGCUGGACGCACAUAUAUGGCUCCGGUAUCACCGUGGUUUGCAACUCACUUCAACUCCAAAAACUGGGUGUUCAUCUGUGAGAGUCUUCCUACACUUCGUUGGGAACAGAUGCUUCAGUUACAUCCAAACCUGAUUGAGAUUAUCUCAUGGAAUGACUAUGGUGAAUCGCAUUACAUCGGACCAUACUCCGCCAAUCAUAGUGACGACGGCUCCUCCCAAUGGGCAGCGGGAAUUCCACACGAUGCCUGGAGGAACCUUUACAAGCCGUAUAUAAAGGCCUACAAGUCUGGCGCAAUGGCCCCGAUCAUAGAACAGGACGAACUUGUAUAUUGGUACCGCCCGACGCCGAAGAACGUGGCUUGCACCAACGAUCCCCUACCGCAACCGAACGGUGUCAACAUGCUCCAUGACAGUGUCUUUGUAGCUACUAUGCUGACAAAACCAGCUACACUGACCGUCACGAGUGGUUCCAACCCACCAGUGUCCAUUGAGGUACCGGCGGGGAUUGUCACAUCGAACAUCAGUAUGGGCGUGGGUGUUCAGAAGUUCUCCGUAGCGCGUGGAGGGCAGUCUAUCAUGAGUGGCCAAGGUGGGUUGGAAAUCAAGGAUAAUUGUAGGCAUUGGAAUUAUAACGUUUAUACUGGUUCGGUAGUAAGAAAUGCCUGA